AUGAGGAUGGAGAAGAGGUCUCGGAGCUCUUCCAGGGAGUCUCAUAGAAGACGCAGAGAGUCUCCGGCUGUGUAGAGCAAACGAGAGAAGAGAGAGAGCAGCAGAGAAGCUGGCAAAGGAAAGGGAGAUGUAAAGCAGGAGAAAGCCAAGGAGACCAAGAGCACUGUGGGGAGUGAUGGAAGAGUGCACACCUCCACGGUGGUGGACGUGGAUGAUGUGGUGUCUGAUGAAGAAAUGGAGGCAAUGGCAUUGCUGGAUAGUGAGCAGCAAGAGGAAGGUGUAAAGUCUCCUGGUCUGGGUGUCUGUGAGUGGCUUUUGACCAUCUUGUCUUUCCUGUUCAUCAUAAUGACCUUCCCCAUUUCUGUCUGGUUCUGCAUGAAGGUAGUGCGGGAGUACGAGAGAGCCAUUGUUUUCCGACUUGGGCAUCUCCUUCCUGGCAGAGCCAAAGGACCCGGCCUUUUCUUUUUCCUUCCCUGUUUGGACACCUAUCAUAAGAUAGACCUCCGCCUCAAAAGCCUAGAGAUCCCCUUCCAUCAGGUGGUGACCAAAGACAUGGUUACUUUGGAGAUAGAUGCUGUCUGCUACUACCGGCUGGAAAAUGCCUCUCUUCUCCUCACCACCCUGACCAGCAUCUCCAGUGCCAUCCAGCUGCUGGUGCAGACCACCACGAAGCGCCUCCUGGCACAUCAAGCCUUCUCUGAGCUUCUGCUGGAGAGGAAGAACAUCAGCCAGGAGAUAAAGGUGGCUUUGGAUGCAGUUACAGGCUGCUGGGGAAUCAAAGUGGAGAGAAUAGAAAUCAACAACGUGCAGCUGCCUGCUGAACUCCGGCAGUCCCUGGCUGUGGAAGCGGAGGCCCAGAGACAGGCCAAAGUGCGGGUGAUUGCUGCAGAGGGAGAAAAGGCUGCUUCCGAGUCCCUGCGGAUGGCAGCUGAGAUCCUGUCCAGUGCUCCAGCUGCUGCUCAGCUCCGUUAUCUCCAUGCACUGCACUCCCUUACCACAGAGAAACCUGCUGCUUUCAUCUUGCCCUUGCCUCUGGAUGCCAUGAACCUGGUCUCUCCAGCUACCCACAGCCCUCCAGCUGUGAGCAGCCUCCUCACAGGCACCACAAAGCUCCCAGAAAACCCAAAAGACAAGAAGGACUCACCCAUGCUCUGAGAGAAACGGUUCCCACAUUGCUCCUGCUCAGAAAGGAGCAAGAAGGCUGGCCCACCAUCAGGCUGACCUGGAGGCAGGAGGGAAAGCAGCCCAGGCCUGCAAUAUAAAGUGGAUUGUACAUGGAAAAAGCCUCUACUUGUUUUGGAAAGGGGAAAACGUGAGUGCAAGGAGCAGGCCUAGCAAGUGUGUGAGCAGGGGUUUGAGGGAAGUCCCCUCCACAGAGCCAGAUGCACCUUGACAUGUUACAGCCUGGCUCCCAGGGUCUGAUCCAUCUUGCCCCACCACCUUGGAAGGAAGGACAGACCAUCCCCUAUGUCCUUACAUGUCCCCAUCUGCAA
Molecule: messenger RNA, 1493 nt
Organism: Poecile atricapillus (Black-capped chickadee)
Lineage: Eukaryota; Metazoa; Chordata; Aves; Passeriformes; Paridae
Gene: NPHS2
Product: NPHS2 stomatin family member, podocin
Exons: 8
Cellular component (GO): plasma membrane
Source: RefSeq, a predicted model, not a curated record